AUCAGUUCCGUUCAGUCAGUGACUAAAUUACUGAAUACUGUUCUUGCUUAUUUUGUAGGAAGGAAAAGAUAAAAAGUGAACGUAGCUUUUAGUAUAAGGUAAUGUUCAAUGCUGUAUGAAUUAAUUACAAAUAACGUUUUAAAAAGAUAUUGGACUGAUUAUGACCGAAAAAGAAAGUGUUGAUCCGCAACUACAAGAUUUUAUACUAGCAGAAACGCAGAAGCAACGUUUCCAGGUUCUUGUCCAUGGCUUAACCGACACAUGCUGGGAGAUUUGUAUGGGUCGUCCAUCCAUACGCUUGGAUUCUAAGACAGAAGUGUGCAUUAUGAAUUGUGUUGAGAGGUUUAUAGAUACUACUACCUACAUAACAAAACGUCUUAUGAGCACAACUAAAUACAGAUCAGAUUCUCCCCUUGAAUUCCAGUAACUUAUCCUUGAGUUUUAUAUAAGAAAAAUUACAAUGUUUUCAAGCAUUAGAAACUUUUUGCACCGCCACCGAAGGAAGUUUAUUGUGACUGGUGCAGUAUUUGGUGGUCUCUAUCUGCUAUCUAGUUAUGCCCAAAAAAAGCUUAGGGAAUGGCAGGAAAAGGAGGCAAAGAAAUUUUUCGAAAUGACUCGUAAAAAACAGCACUUUGAAAGCACCGAACGCACAUGUAAUCAAACUAUAUUGUCACUAUCGAAAAUUGUGUCUGAAAGUAUUUUAGGAAUUUUAAAUACCGAAGAAAUUGUCCAAAAACUUCAAGAAAACCCUGAAAAUAAACUAGAACUAUGGGAACAGAUAAAAAUCAUGGUUUUUACACGGAUUUGUGUCAUGGUAUAUGCUCUAUGCAUACUCCAAGUGACUUUGAGAGUCCAGCUGAAUGUAAUUGGUGGCUAUCUUUACCGGGACUCUGUUCAUGAAGAGGAAUCAUUAAUUAACAGUGAACUACAAGCUAAGUAUUUAUCUUUAUGUCAUCACUUUGUUAGUCGAGGUGUAGAAGAAUUGGCAAAACAAAUUGAAAAAGCAGUAAAGAGAGUUGUAGAACCUAUUCUUUUAAAGAAAAAAGUAACCCUCCAAGACAUAGAACAAAUGUUCUGGUCAAUACAAACUAUAUUGUGCACUGACACAACUGAAGGUGAUCCUGUAAAGAAAAUGGUACAUUAUUUGAUUGGACACACAGAAAUAAAUGAUGCAAAAUUAGACACAAUUGUGAAAGAAACUAUGGAUAUCUUAGAGAGUGAUGAAGUGACAUCAGUAACAAUGUCAUCAGUCAGUCGAAGCUUUUCAUCUAUAAUUGAUGAAGUAGCCAAUCUUUUUGCUACAAAAUCAGCACCGAUGACAAAAAAUCAUUUAGAGGUAGAUGAACAUGUUGUAACAAAUGGAGCAUUAAAAUUAGGAACAGGUCAAGAGCCCUUUGUUGAUGUAAACAAACUAGAAUUGCACUUUGUCAAGCUCUUACCUGUAAUGAAUGAACUUGUUACUAAAAACACUUGCAAAGGCAACAUAAACAUUCCAGACAUGCUAACCCAACAGCUUGCAUUAAAUGACAAAUUGAAGCUUUUGGGGGCUAACAUUUAUGAAGUAUUUAGUGGUGCAUAAUUUACUGAAAUAUGUGGCACUGCAUAUUAGAUUUUUAAAUAAUUCAUAUUAAAAAUGUUUAAAGGUAUUUAGCUUUCAAUUCGUUUUUGUGAACUUAUUGUGAUUUUGUAUCAAUAUGACUUCAACAAUGCAAAGUGGAAUUUCUUCACAUUUAUUGUUACAAAAUAGGUGAACAUGAUCUUUAUUGUUAUUCAUUGGGGAA
Molecule: messenger RNA, 1781 nt
Organism: Diatraea saccharalis (sugarcane borer)
Lineage: Eukaryota; Metazoa; Arthropoda; Insecta; Lepidoptera; Crambidae
Source: the annotation of a GenBank genome assembly